UACCGCAUACAGUGAGUGAGUCGUCUCCUCUCCUCCUCUCCUCUCCUCUCCCCGGCCGUGUACGUCCUCCCACGUUAGCUAGCUAUAUACUCUCCCUAGCAGCAAGCUCCUUCCAUGGCAGCAUGAAACACAGAUCGUCCUUGGAGCUAGCUGCUGCUGCUACAUAAUAAGCUAACCUCUAGCCGCUACCUCCCCGACAACUCACCAUCACAGAGAGCAACAUCGCGCGGCACAUCAGAUUGUUCAUGCACGUCCUUGCAGCCCACCUAGGCCCUCCACUCGCGCUGUUUGGGGGUAGUCUCGAGCAUCGGGAUAGCAGUAGCAUCACAAGGGAGCCGGUAGUCGUUGGACGGCGGGCCAUGGACGACGCGGUGUUGCAGAUCGAAGACGCGUUCGGGCUCGCCCGGGAGCUCAUGGCCGAGCUCCAUGCGACCCAGCAGAACGACCCGGCGUACCUCGCCGGGUGCUGCCAGCGCAUUGCCCAAGCCUACCUCGCGGCCAGCCGGAUGCUGGGGCCUCACCCGCCGCACGGCGCGGACGACUUGUCCCCGCGGGCACUGCCGCCGCAUCAUCCCUUCGGCGAUGGCAGUGGAAGCAGCCACGGCCACCUCCAGCAGCUGGAGCUCCUCCGCCCGUUCCUCAGUGGCGGCGGCGCGCCUUCUUCAGCGCCGUUCCAGCAGCAGCACCUCGGGCGCUUGCUGGAGCCAUCGCCGUUCAACACUAGUACUACUUCCCCCGACAUGUUCGGCGCGGGCACGUCGGGCGGCCCGGUGAGGCGGCAGGCGUCGUCGUCGCGGUCGUCGCCGCCGGUCCAGCCGCGGCAGCACAGGAGGAGGUACGUACGUCAUGCACCUGCGCUUGCGCCACCGCCUUGGGCUUGGGCGUACGUUAGGGUCCUUGCCCCUGUUCGUUAA
Molecule: messenger RNA, 914 nt
Organism: Panicum virgatum (switchgrass)
Lineage: Eukaryota; Viridiplantae; Streptophyta; Magnoliopsida; Poales; Poaceae
Exons: 1
Coding region: 246-914 (222 amino acids)
Source: RefSeq, a predicted model, not a curated record